AUGCCGACCUAUGGUUACACAGCCGACGGCGCGCAGCUGCUGGGGCGCGAGACGGGCCGCGGCCAGACCCUGGCGAUCUACCCGGCCAGCGGGGAGUUCCUCACUAAGAUCGAGGCCGCAGGCACCGGCUGCGUCGAGUACCUGAAGAUCUCCACAAACGGCGUCCGGUCCGUCCAGGUUGGCAAGCCGGUCGCCAAGGCCGUCUCCUUCACCGCGCCCGGCGGCCUCGAGCUCUUCGCCCUCAAGGGCUUCUACGGCGCCGGCUGCGCGGGCCCGGCGGUGCAGUUCAUCUGGGGGACUGAGAAGUGCGAGGAGAAGAAGGUCGUAGCCGCAGUGCCGCUGCCCGCCGCGCCGUCGCCGGUGCCGACGCCUGUGCCUGUGCCCGUGCCGACGCCUGUGCCUGUGCCCGUGCCCACGCCGGUCCCGGUGCUGGUCCCGAGCCCGGUGGCACUGCCCGUGCCAACCCCCAGCCCCGUUCCGGUCCCGGUGCGCACUGUGCACUGA
Molecule: messenger RNA, 504 nt
Organism: Monoraphidium neglectum
Lineage: Eukaryota; Viridiplantae; Chlorophyta; Chlorophyceae; Sphaeropleales; Selenastraceae
Exons: 5
Coding region: 1-504 (167 amino acids)
Source: RefSeq, a predicted model, not a curated record